AUGAGGCGGUUACCUUUGGCGGCCCAGAGAUGGGGCGGCAAGUCGUUUUUUUGCCAGACAAGUCGAUGGCGGCCAGCCUUUACUGCUGCGUCGCCGGUUCAUAGCAGAUUCUGUUCAUGCUCAGCACAGCAGGAAACGAAGACACCCGAUAUUAAACCGGCCGCGACAGCUUCGGCAGACCACAGAGCUCUCGGUACAGCUCAAGACCUCUUUACGAAUUCCAUUUACAGCCCUGGGUCCCCUCUCUUCCGUCCCAAUGGCACUCAUAUCCUCAACAAGCUUAUCUCCUUUCUUCGCGCCCAAUACAGGCAGUACGGAUUCCGUGAAGUCCUCACCCCAAAUAUCUAUAAACAGUCGCUAUGGGAAGUGUCCGGACACUGGCAGAAUUAUAAGGAUGAUAUGUACGAGGUGGGAGGCCGAGGGGAUACCGGCGACUCUACUGAGAAUGAGACAUAUGGCUUAAAACCUAUGAACUGUCCUGGACAUUGCCUUUUGUUCAAAUCUCAGAAGCACUCGUAUCGAGAACUCCCUGUCCGUUAUGCCGAUUUCAGCCCUCUUCAUCGCAAUGAGGUUUCCGGCUCACUUUCAGGUCUGACGCGGGUAAGGAGAUUCCACCAGGAUGACGGACACAUUUUUUGUCGUCCGGGUCAGAUUGGCAGCGAGAUACAGUUGGCGUUGAAGUUCGCGGAUACCGUCCUCCAGACGUUUGGACUUGCUGAUGGAUACAGACUUGUCCUGUCCACGCGGCCGGAGAAGGACUUUAUCGGCAGUUUGGAGCAAUGGGAAAAUGCCGAGCAGCAGCUUCGACAGGCACUGGAUAACAGCGGCCUCAGCUGGGAGCUUAACGAAGGGGACGGCGCAUUCUACGGCCCAAAGAUUGAUUUGCAGAUUCAGGAUUCCCAGGGGAAAUACCACCAGCUAUCUACCAUACAAUUGGAUAUGAACCUACCACAAAGGUUUGGCUUAGAGUAUCUGGUUCCCGAAGGCUCCGAGGAGUACGAUCCAGCUACGGGCGGGAGGGCAACCCCUGUACUGAUCCAUCGAGCAAUUUUCGGCUCCCUUGAGCGGUUCUUUGCGCUUUUGAUUGAGCGAUAUAACGGUCAAUGGCCUUUCUGGCUCUCACCCCAUCAAGCCAUCCUUCUUACCGUCGGGAAGGGACUAGAGCAAGCCGCAGAGGACGUGGUUGCUAAGGUAUCAGGGUUUGAGCCCAUCACUUCCACUCACCCUUCGAGUACUGGUUUACCUCUAUCACCGCUACAGCCGACGUUCAACGUCGAUCUCGAUCUUGCUAGCAGAUCACUUCCCAAGAAGAUCCACGACGCCCAUGCUGCGAGGUACAACCUCGUCUUCAUCAUGGGACCCAAGAAUCUUGCCGAAGGUUCGGUAGAUAUCGACUUGUCCGGCCAGAUUGGCGGCAAGACUGAAGAUGAAAUCAAGGCGCUGCUGGACGGCAUUCCCUGCUGGGACAUCUCCCUCUCCGCGAAACCCGGCGAAAGGACGACGGCAAAGAUGAAGAUGAAGGUUGACGACGUACACGCCUGGCUUGUCGAUCUCGAAAGAAGGUUCCUAUAA
Molecule: messenger RNA, 1572 nt
Organism: Nannizzia gypsea CBS 118893
Lineage: Eukaryota; Fungi; Ascomycota; Eurotiomycetes; Onygenales; Arthrodermataceae
Product: threonyl-tRNA synthetase
Exons: 1
Coding region: 1-1572 (523 amino acids)
Biological process (GO): threonyl-tRNA aminoacylation
Cellular component (GO): cytoplasm
Molecular function (GO): ATP binding; threonine-tRNA ligase activity
Source: RefSeq, a predicted model, not a curated record